Molecule: messenger RNA, 759 nt
Organism: Penicillium mononematosum
Lineage: Eukaryota; Fungi; Ascomycota; Eurotiomycetes; Eurotiales; Aspergillaceae
Exons: 2
Coding region: 1-759 (252 amino acids)
Source: RefSeq, a predicted model, not a curated record
AUGGGUGACAGGGAAGUGCAAGCCACGGGUCCAACCGGCAUAAAGGCCGGAGCAGACGCACGAAGCAACAGCGACUGGGAUGAAGUCGCUAGCGAGAACCCUACCGAAGAGGACCAAUCAACCGAUCUGCCCGAGCCAGGCAGUUUCACCAUAUUCUGUCCCAUAGUGCCCCUUGAAAAGAGAGGUGAUUUCGACGAAUGGUUUACUGCUAUUGAGAAAUCUCUCCGUCCCAACCUCCACCGUCUCCUCGAUGCAACAAUCAAACGGCCUGCCCGAGACACACCUAAUGCAGAAAAAUGGAUGCAACUCUCGAUGCACCUCCGCUCCUGGCUCGCAAGCAAAAUGGAUGCCGAGGUUAUGCGGGAUGGAGGACGCACCGCGCUGUCCGCUGCGAUCUUGAGACUCAUCGGAACGACCCGCUCUGAGUUCCACAGCACGGAGGAAUUUAUCAACGCCCUGGAAUAUCGCUACAAAGUCACCGUCGACCUCAAGGGACAGAUCCCGCCGUACACUGCGCUUAUCAUCAUGUUCCAGGAGCUGCGCUCUAUGUCUGGGUUCGAAAGGAUCAUUAAUACCUGGAAUGGUCAGUUGUGUCGAGUCAAGGAUCCAGCUGUGAAUAUCACUUAUGCCGAUUUUCUUGCGUACGGCUCUGCGGUCAUGACUGAGGCCCGAGGUCAGCUUCUCACUUGGCCGCCGAAUUUGCCGGGGCCUGUCAUUUAUGGAGACCGCACCAACCCGCAAAUCUAUUCGAUGUUCUAG